AUGAAAAUGUCAUCGCUGUCCAACUUGAAGCGGACGGCAGCCCCUCUCAUCCACCGACUUCCACCCGAAAUCCUGUUAGAGGUGGUCUCGAUCCUGCUUGACAAGAACUCAAGGAACAUGAUUUUCCCUUCUCAUGUCUGUCGUCUCUGGCGCAGGUUAAUCAUCCAGUCAGCUUUGCUGUGGACUUGCAUCGUCCUCGGUGACCGCAACGAGUAUGGUGUUAGUUCCUACCUCCUCGCCGUCUUUGAAAGAGCCCGCGAACACCCAAUGUCACUUUCGAUCACUCCCGAUAACGACCAGCGGGAUCCAUAUGGACUCCUCGAAGACGUUAUACUUAUGUCGCCGAUAGAAUGCAAAUGGAGGUCAAUAUCCUAUACAAGCGACAAGAUAGAAGAUUUCACUUUCUUCUUCAAAGACGACAUCGACGUUUCUCACCUCGAGGUUUUCUCUUUCACUUGCCGCAAGCGUGGCUAUGGAUCCAUCGAGUGGGACCUGCCAGAAGGGGUGGUAGAUUUCCGGCCAUUUACAAAACUGCGGUCGCUCACCCUCGACUUCACCCAACGCCUAGUGCCCGCUAAGGUGUUCGCUCCGUGGGACCAGUUAACAGACCUCACAAUUACUUCCAGAAUAUAUGCCGACCAAUAUUUGAUCAUCCUUCGCCAAUGCGUCAACCUGGAAAAAUGUUGUCUCCGUCCAGCGAUUCGCAGCGAAGAUGACUCGGAUAUAGAGUCGGACGAAGACGAAGAAAAGGAUAACCAAGAGCCUCUCUUAUUUAGAAAACUCAGGCGACUCGAAGUUGCAACUGACGCGCCCCUUACUUUAAUCCCUUCUCUUCUUGAGUGUCCCGCACUCGAAGAAGCGAUUAUACACUAUGAAGUGGAGGAGGAGGAAGGCGAGUGCAACGAGCUAAUGUCACUUCUUCGACGGUGUGGCAAAACGCUACGCAAGGUUCAACUUCCUGGACUCGCCUGUUACGAUUUCAAGUACAUCCAACAAGAAUUGUCGACGCUGGAAGAUCUCACUAUUUCCGGUUCAAUGGGGUGGCCGAGUUUCGACAAACAUAACGAAGAUUCUGACCAUGAGCGGAACGCCUACAAGGAUGGAACAAGGUCGUUUUUAGAGCCACUCAUCGCCCACCCUGAAUAUCUCCCUCAACUCAAGACCCUUCGGAUCAUCAACCAACGUAUCGAGGAAAGGGUUCUGUUGGAACGUUUACUCUCCCGUUUUGUGGAGGCACGUCUGUCGACGAAGAACGGCGGUUCUGAGCUUCAAGAAGUUGUUUUUGGGUUGGACAAGGUGGCUAGCCAGGAACAGAGAGCACGCAGGAAAAAAUGGAGUCAGUGGAGGAAUAACGGUGUUCGGAUGAAAUUCAAUUAG
Molecule: messenger RNA, 1377 nt
Organism: Cyclocybe aegerita
Lineage: Eukaryota; Fungi; Basidiomycota; Agaricomycetes; Agaricales; Hemipholiotaceae
Source: the annotation of a GenBank genome assembly